UUACUGUUUUUUCUAAUAUAUUUUUUAAUAUAUUUCUUAUAUAAUCUUUUUUAUCUCCACAUAUACAGACUUAGGUUUCCUUAUUUAAAAUUCAAACUUGAAUUAUACAUAUUUUAUCUAACAAAAUUAUUAAUUUUAGAUUUUAAAUAGAAUUGAGCCGGAACACGACAAAUCUGCAAUGUCAAGCCGACUCACGGUAGAAGCAGAGCAAGCUCUGGAAAACUUCCACCACGUUCCAAAAAUCAGUAUAAUACUUUUAACUCUCACUCGAGAGUAUAUCAGAUAUUAAGCUGAUAAGAACAGAUACUACACUUUGAUCUUAGCCAACAGGCCGAGAAGCGAUGUUACAUAUCACUUUUCAAUAUAUAUUUAUAUUCUUUUUGAAGAAUUUCACUUGUGAGAGGCAUGCAAGUUAAUUUGCCCUCUAGUGAUAGAAUAUGAAAAUAAUAUUUUAUAUUACAUUUUAUAUUACAAAAAUUGAUAAAAAAUGUUUUAAUAAUAAUAAUUUGUUUUGUUUUGUUUUAUAAAUGAAAAAAAAUGCAAAAAUAUUAAUUUGAAAAUAUAAUAAUAUUAAUAAAAGUUUCUAUAUUCUUUUUUGGGGAUGUAAAUUAUAUAUAUUAAGUUAUAUUAGUUUUUAAGAGAAAUGUUUCUUUCAAAAAAUCAAGAAUAAAAUUCAUAAACAAUAUUUUUCAUUUAUAGAAUUAAUUUAUAAAAGAUUUUUAUUAAAUUAUAACAAAAUUUUUUUAAGCUUUCAUUUUAACAUUAUUUAUAUAUGUAUAAAUAUAUAUAUAUAUAUAUACAGCAAAAAUUUUGUAACAUUUGUAAACUAGAAAUUCUUAAAAUAAUUUCAAACAAUAUUUUUCUUUGCAAAAACUUUUAUUUUACAGCUUUGUAAUAAAUUAUUUUAUUUGUAGCUUUGUAAUAAAUUAUUAAUAAAAAAAGACUGGUUAUUCAUGAAGUAUAUAAUCUAAGUAAGUCGCGAUGAUAGUAUUGACUAUCGACUAUAUAGCAUUAUGUAUAUAUAUAUAUGUAUGGCGUAAAAUCUUAUAUCUUAUUUUGUAUACAACUGUUAUUUUAUUAAAUAAGAUAAUUUUUUUUUAAAGUUUUGAUAAAUACAUUAAAGAAGAACAUUAUUAUAUUUCUUAAUAGUACAUUAUGCAUAUUUUUGUUAUAAAAUUCUUAUAGUAAAAAAAUGUGAACAUAUUAAUAUAAACUAUUAUUCAUUGGAAAAAUAUAUUCAUAAAAAAGUAUGAUUAAAAAUUAAUUAAUCUUAAAAUUAAAAUCUAUUAUGAAAUUAGAAUUCGAGUGUCAAUGUACUUUUACAUAUAUCUAAAUUAAAAAAAAUAUUUUUCGAAUAAUGUUUUCCAAGGUUAGGUUUAUUUUACGACAAAACAUUUUAGGAAAAAAUAUUAAUCAAUCAUAUAAAUUUUUGAUAAUUGGUAAUAAUAAUAAUUAUCUACGAGAUUCGGUUGCAAACAAUUUAACAUAUUUGUCACAAAAAAAACAGAAAAACAAAAAGAAUUAUUCUCUUCUAUUCAUCGUUUCUUGUUUUAUAACCAGUCUUAUUGUUUGGAAUGGAAAGAAAAAAUAUUCUACGGUAAUUGCUGCUGAAAUGAUCAUCAAUGAAGAAUCAAAUGAUGAAAGUAAAAAUGAACAAUUGGAUGAAAUGCAAGAGGAUAAAAAGAAAAAAAAGAAAAAGGAAAGGAUUGGUUUUCGUGAUAGAAAGAUAAUAGAGUAUGAAAAUCGUAUAAGACACUAUUCUACUCCUGACAAAGUAUUUCGCUAUUUUGCUACACUGCAAAUGAUUAACAACGACAUCCAUGAAAUUUUUAUGACACCUGAUGACUUUUUAAGAUCAAUAACUCCUGGUGUCAAACAACCGGAUGGUCUUGGGCUGGAUAAAUAUAAACGCUAUGAUCCUAAAAAUGUUCAUACAAGAUUAGAAUUGACCUUAGAUGAAGAUAGUAUUUUUUAUAAACUUGGAAGCGCUGGUUUAAUUACUUUUUCUGAUUAUAUAUUUCUGCUUACUGUAUUAUCUACUUCCAGAAGACAUUUCGAAAUUGCCUUCAGAAUGUUUGAUUUUAAUGGAGAUGGUGAUGUGGAUUCUGAAGAAUUUGGAAAAGUUGCUACAUUAAUUCGUCAACAAACCAGUAUUGGUAAUCGACAUCGUGAUCAUGUUGCUACUGGUAAUAUGUUUAAAGGUGUUAAUUCAGCAUUAACUACAUAUUUUUUUGGAUCAAAUAUGAAAAAAAAGUUAACAAUUGAAAAAUUUUUGGAUUUUCAACAGCAAUUGCAAAAAGAAAUACUUAGUUUAGAGUUUGAACGAAGAAAUCCUGACGAAAAUGGUCGAAUUACUGAAGUAGAUUUUACUGAACUAUUACUCGCAUAUGCUGGCUAUCCUGACAAAAAGAAAGCGAAAAUUAGAAAAACGGUUAAAAAACGUUUUAAGGAUAAUCCAAAGGGAAUAAAUAAAGAUGAAUAUCUAAAAUUCUUUCACUUUUUAAAUAAUAUUAACGACGUGGACACGGCUUUGACAUUUUAUCAUAUUGCUGGAGCAUCUAUCGAUCAAGCAACUCUAAAACAUGUGGCAAAAACAGUGGCUCAUGUUGAUUUGAGUGAUCAUGUAAUACAAGUAGUUUACACAAUAUUUGAUGAAAAUAUGGAUGGCCAAUUGAGCAACAAAGAAUUUGUCGCUGUAAUGAAAAAUAGAGUACUACGUGGACUGGAGAAGCCAAAAGAUACUGGUUUUGUAAAAUUGAUUGAAUCAAUAAUGAAGUGCUUAAAAAUCAGUUAUAAUAUGCAUGUUGAUAGUUAGAUUUAAAUUACUACAGCUUAAAUAUAUUUUAUAGCAUUUAUUAAUCUAAAUUUAAAAUGAUUUAAAAUUAAAAUGAUUUAUCUUAAUAAAAGAAUAUCAUUAUUAAAUGUAAUAUCAUUACUAAAUGUAUAAUGAAUAAAAAAAUAAAUAUUAGAUUUAUUUGA
Messenger RNA from Apis cerana (Asiatic honeybee), 2979 nucleotides. It is a transcript of the gene MICU1, whose product is annotated as Mitochondrial calcium uptake 1. The record is from RefSeq and is a predicted model, not a curated record. NCBI's taxonomy places the organism in Eukaryota, Metazoa, Arthropoda, Insecta, Hymenoptera, Apidae. Gene Ontology annotation, biological process: mitochondrial calcium ion homeostasis; calcium import into the mitochondrion. Gene Ontology annotation, molecular function: calcium ion binding. Gene Ontology annotation, cellular component: uniplex complex.